Messenger RNA from Biomphalaria glabrata, 3519 nucleotides. RefSeq names its product V-type proton ATPase catalytic subunit A-like. The coding region runs from base 131 to 2017 and encodes 628 amino acids. NCBI's taxonomy places the organism in Eukaryota, Metazoa, Mollusca, Gastropoda, Planorbidae. Gene Ontology annotation, molecular function: proton-transporting ATPase activity, rotational mechanism; ATP binding; ATP hydrolysis activity. Gene Ontology annotation, cellular component: proton-transporting V-type ATPase, V1 domain; lysosomal membrane. Gene Ontology annotation, biological process: ATP metabolic process; proton transmembrane transport. The record is from RefSeq and is a predicted model, not a curated record. The transcript is spliced from 15 exons.
UGAAAGUUCAAGUCUGACAUCUCUGCUUGCGCGAGCUCGUGACCUAAGGGAGUUAAUUAUAAUAAUAAAAUUUGUAGGAAGCGGAAAUCGGCAAUCACGAGAAAAACAGUGUUCACUUCCGUAACAUCAUAUGACAGAAACGAAAAUGACGCAUGAAACUGAUCACACUAUGCAGCCCCUGAUGAAGGUGGCAGAUGCAGAGAAAGAGAGCAUGUAUGGAUACAUCUACUCUGUAUCCGGCCCUGUCGUCACUGCCCAGAACAUGGCUGGUGCAGCCAUUAUGGAGCUUGUACGUGUCGGCCACUCAGAGCUGGUAGGGGAGAUCAUUAGGCUGGAAGGAGACACAGCUACCAUCCAAGUAUACGAAGAUACCUCUGGUGUCACUGUGGGUGAUCCUGUACUCAGAACAAAGAAACCAUUGUCAGUAGAGCUAGGUCCAGGCCUUAUGGGCAGUAUUUAUGAUGGUAUUCAGCGUCCACUAGAAGACAUCAGUGACCUGACACAAAGUAUUUACAUCCCUAAAGGUAUCAACAUUCCUGCUUUGGACAGAAACAAGAGGUGGGACUUUGAGCCACUGAAAGGCAUUAGGGUUGGCAGCCAUUUGAGUGGUGGUGAUAUAUAUGGCAUGGUCUAUGAGAACAUUCUGGUCAAGCACAGGAUUAUGCUUUCACCAAAAAGUAUGGGUACAGUCACAUGGAUUGCUCCACCUGGCUCGUAUGGAGUUGGGGAACCUGUUCUUGAAACUGAAUUUGAUGGAGUAAAGACCAAACACACAAUGAUGCAAGUCUGGCCUGUGCGUCAAAUGCGUCCAGUCACUGAUAAACUAGCUGCCAACUAUCCCCUGUUGACUGGUCAGAGAGUGUUGGAUGCUCUUUUUCCUUGUGUACAGGGUGGAACCACCGCCAUCCCUGGGGCUUUCGGCUGCGGCAAAACUGUCAUCUCCCAGUCACUUUCUAAAUUCUCAAACUCUGACAUCAUCAUCUACGUAGGUUGUGGCGAGAGAGGUAAUGAGAUGUCUGAAGUAUUGAGAGACUUCCCUGAGCUGACUAUGGAUGUUGAAGGCAAACAAGAGAGUAUCAUGAAGAGAACAGCACUUGUUGCCAACACCUCCAACAUGCCAGUAGCUGCUCGAGAGGCUUCUAUUUACACUGGUAUCACAUUGUCAGAAUACUUCAGAGAUAUGGGUCUGAACGUGUCCAUGAUGGCUGACUCCACAUCUCGUUGGGCCGAGGCCUUGAGAGAGAUCUCUGGUCGUUUAGCUGAGAUGCCUGCUGAUUCUGGCUACCCCGCCUACCUUCCUGCUAGAUUGGCCCACUUCUACGAGAGAGCCGGUCGUGUCAAGUGUCUAGGUAACCCAAGCAGAGAGGGCUCUGUCAGUAUUGUCGGAGCUGUGUCUCCACCUGGUGGUGACUUCUCUGACCCUGUCACAACAGCCACACUCAACAUCGUCCAGGUGUUUUGGGGUCUUGACAAGAAGCUUGCCCAGAGAAAACACUUUCCCUCAGUCAAUUGGCUCAUCUCUUAUUCCAAGUAUGACAGAGCCCUUGAUGAGUUUUAUGAAAAGAAUUAUCCAGACUUUGUCCCUCUCAAGAGCAAGUGUAAAGAAAUCCUUCAAGAAGAAGAAGAUCUGUCUGAAAUUGUACAGCUUGUCGGCAAGGGUUCACUUGCAGAGUCUGAUAAAAUCACACUAGAGGUAGCUAAGCUGAUCAAGGAUGAUUACCUACAACAAAAUGGUUACACACCUUAUGACAGGUUCUGUCCAUUCUACAAGACUGUGGGCAUGAUGAAAAACAUUAUCUCUUUCUAUGACAUGGCCCGCCAUGCGGUCGAGACCACUGCCCAGAGUGACAACAAGGUGACAUUUGCCAUCAUUAAGGAACAGAUGGGAGGUAUUAUGUACAAGCUAAGCAACAUGAAAUUCAAGGAUCCUUACAAAGAUGGUGAAGCCAAGAUUAAACAAGAGUUUGAGGAACUACAUGAAGAGAUGCAGCAAGCAUUUAGCAACCUAGAGCUGUAGACACAUGUAGGCAGACUUAGACCAGUGUGUAGGCAAUGUUGUGACUCAUUUUAGUAUGUUAGUAGUCCACUUCUUUCUUCCCGUGCACUCAGACUAGGUACAACAAAUGUUUUUUUAUCUUUUCAUGAAGGCUGGUGAUGUUCAAAUUCAACCUUUUUGUUUGUAUCAAUAAUUUAUACAUUGUGAUGUUUGAGUAUCCUUGUGAUUCUUGCUUGUGAAAAAAAAAAAAGAUUUUUUUGUUCAAUGACCAUUCAUCUGUACAUAUUAUGCAUGCAACUUGAUGAAACAUGUGAAUGGAAUGCAAGCUUGUGUUGGAGAAUAUUUUACAAUUUCUUCCAAAUUGUUUUCCAUCAUAGUGAGAAUAUAGACUCUUACGUAUUUCCCCCUACGUCUCCGUGCCCACCAUUUUUUUUUGGUUAACAAAUCAGUCAUUGUGAGUUUUGCUAUGACAAUGACUUUAUAGAAGACUGGCACAGCAUCGCUGGUUUGACUGAUUUGUUCACUUUUGAAAAUAAAAAAAGUAAUGUCAUUUUAUUCAACUUUUUUUUUUUUACUUGUGAUAAUUUUGUAUUUCUUAAUCGCAUCCGUUUAAUAAAUAACUGUACCUGCAGAACACAACUACAGUUAUUUCCCUUAUUAUGUAAACUUUUUUUUUUGUACAAUAAAGUCCAUAGUCAGGAUUUUUUUUUUCUUUGUGUCAUGAUUAUGUAUAUCAUGUAUUGAAUGGGAAACUUCUUCUUAAAAAGGGUACUGUAGAUCUUUGCUAAUUGUAUAUUUUGUAAAUGUUUCGAUAUUUUGUGUUACUUAGCGUUCAUGUAAGUUAGGAAGAGUCUGUUGAAAACCUGUUUUUUUUGUUUUAUUUAUUACAUUCCAAGUAGGUUAGGGUUUAGUUUUGAUCACAUGAUUAGAAGCUCGUUUUGUCAUUGGUUCAUCUCUCACCAAUCAAAAAGAGCAGGCAUUUCAUUGUCAUUCCAGCUGACACACUUGUAAAUAUCUUUUAAUUUAUGUAGUAAAUUUCACCAUCAUUCAGCCAUGUCCUGUUCCAACUGGUUUAGCUUUUGAUGUUUCCAAAAAUGCAUGUGAAAGAUCUAUCAGAAUUCUAUUUUUUUCUGUAUCAACAUAUGUUUGUGUAAUGAAAUGUUCAGAUUAAGCAGGAGAACAAAAUGUAUAUUGACCAUUGUCAAAACUGGGACUCUUUUGUCACUGCUCUAUGUAAAUUAUAAAUACAUGGAAGGAACUAUUGGGGAAGUAACUAUUAAUAACAUGUGUUAAGAGUGACACUAAGGGCUCAAGAUAUUAAAUAGUAAAAUUGAUGUUCAAAAUGAAUGAAUGUGUGUGAAAAGGUAGUGUCUUGUGUUUUUUGUUGUUCUAGAUCACUUUAGCUAUACUAUGGAUGUGUAACAGGAAUAUAUUAUAACAUAGUUAACAAACUAUUAUGGACGAAUAUCCAUUAGCUUGGAUGUCUUUCAGUGUAAUAAAAAAAAAAAGUAUAAACUCAAAUA